GGAAAAAAAUAUGGGAAAUUUCAACACGACUCUAGUUUCAUGUAAAGGAAGAAGAUCAAAGCAGAAGAGAAAACCAGUUGUGGGUUCUUUCAACAACCCCAUUGGAACUCAUGAAGGAAUAAAAACAAUAGAGGCGGAUAAUCUUUGCAACUUGUCAAGAGACUCUGGCCUUUGCAUUUGCGUAGUCACUUGGAACAUGAACGGACAGGUCUCGUAUGAAGAUCUAGUCGAGAUGACCGGAAGGAACCGGCGGUUUGAUCUACUCGUUGUCGGUUUACAAGAGGUGCCUCGAGACAAUGUUGCACGAUUGUUGCAAGAUGCCCUAGUUGAAACACACGAGUUGUUAGGGAAGGCAAUGAUGCAGUCUCUGCAACUAUACGUGUUCGGACCAAAGAAUUCGGACUUGUUUUUAAAAGAUCUUAAAGUGGAUAAACAUUCAGUCGGAGGCUUUGGAGGAAUGAUGAGGAGAAAGAAAGGAGCCGUGGGCAUCCGUAUCAGUUAUAAGGGAUUCAGAAUGGUGUUCAUCAAUUGCCAUCUCUCCGCAGCUCACGCUGGAAAUGUAGAAGAGAGGAAUGCAGAGUGCAGGCACAUAUCUCAUUCUCUCUUCUCAAAGUAUUGGAACCCAUAUGCCAGGCCCCCACAAAUCACCAUAUGGUUAGGCGACCUCAAUUACAGGCUACAAGGCAUAUAUACACACCCAGCCAGAGACUUGAUACAAAGAAACCUUCACACACUACUUAGAAGCAAAGAUCAACUCCUUCAGGAGGCCGAAAGAGGCCAGAUUUUAAAUGGAUAUUGUGAGGGAACGCUCACAUUCAAACCAACGUAUAAAUAUAAUCUAGGAAGUAGCAAUUACGAUACAAGUUACAAGGUUCGAGUUCCAUCGUGGACCGAUCGGAUCUUGUUCAAGAUCGGAGAUCCUGGCAAUAUCACUGCAAGUUUGCACUGUUACGAGUCAGUUGAUGACAUUUAUAGCUCCGACCAUAAGCCUGUGAGAGCCCACAUAUGCUUCAAAGUUAGCAAAUACCAAUCGCAUCCCACAAGGAAUUCCAUAGUGGAUAUGUAAUUUCUCUGCAGAUAUGUGCUUUCAUGUCAGUGGUCAAUGAAGACGAUAAGACUUCAAUAUUUUUAUGCAACGCGGUUACAGAAGGCACGAUGGGAAAAUUAACGUUGGCUAACCAAAACUUUGAUUCACAUUGGAGAAAUGGUCAAGUACAGGGUUAGAUUUCUAGAAGGCAAUUUGAACAUUAUUAUAUUCCAUUUCAGCAUAUUAAAAGGAUAAAAGUGUGGAUAGCUUACAUCAUUCCAUCUGCCCUUCUCGUGUGGAGCCUAUGGUUCGGACAUUUCACAAUUGUCUUACAUGUAAACAUCAAACCAAAUCUAAAAAAAAAAAAU
Hibiscus syriacus is the source of this 1395-nucleotide messenger RNA. Its product is annotated as type IV inositol polyphosphate 5-phosphatase 11-like. The coding region runs from base 11 to 1066 and encodes 351 amino acids. Gene Ontology annotation, molecular function: phosphatidylinositol-3,5-bisphosphate 5-phosphatase activity; phosphatidylinositol-3,4,5-trisphosphate 5-phosphatase activity. The transcript is spliced from 8 exons. Gene Ontology annotation, biological process: phosphatidylinositol dephosphorylation; response to abscisic acid; response to auxin. Gene Ontology annotation, cellular component: plasma membrane. The record is from RefSeq and is a predicted model, not a curated record. Lineage: Eukaryota; Viridiplantae; Streptophyta; Magnoliopsida; Malvales; Malvaceae.